AUGCCAGGGUCUCUUGCUCAACCUGCUGCUGCAGAAGACGUUAUUAUUGAUGCAGAUUUUACGAAAAGGCUGAAUGCCCUGGAGUCUGAAAUUACAGAUGGAGAUAUAACUUUGAAGGGCUACUGGAAGAAGAAAUGCUCAAUUGUGGAACAUGUGUUGCCCAAGGAUAUCAAGUUGAAAGUAGAAGAACUAGAGGAAGAGUUCAAGAAUGAGGAAAUCACAGAGAAAGGUUACUUCAAGAAAAUUGAUGCUAUCGUCGGCAGUUUCCUCAGGACUGCUGUCAGCACUUGCAAAAGCAGCAACGGCAUCAGUAAUAACAACACUAGUGUUAACAUCGGCAGUAAAGAUAAUGGUGAUAAUCCUAAUAAUGGUGAAUUGUCAGCAAAUGUUGGAAAUGGAGUAACCAGUAGCACAGCACACAUAGAGGCUAAUGGGUGCACAUCUGAUACAACUGGAAAUGGGCAUGUGACUAAUGGGUCAUCUACUGCUGUUGCAUUGUCGAAGUUUGCAUUUGGGUCUUAUGUUGAUAAAUCUGAAGGUAGUGAUGAGUUCAGAAAUGGAUGCUCCCAAGAGAAUGAGCCAGAAGACAGCAACAAAAUGGUGAGUGAGGUGGAAAAUGGGGAUGUGAUAGCACAGAGUGCUGCAGAAAUAGAAGUGAUUGAGGUAAAGAACGAUAAGGAUGGUGUUAACAGUGAUGAUGAGGAUAUGUCUCCACCUGUGAAAAAAUUGAAAGGUGGCAGAAAGUCUAAAGGAACCCCAACAAGAGCUUCCACUCGGACUUCAGGCCGUCUCAACUUAAAGACUCCUGAUGACAAGCAGCCCACAAUUGCGUCCUUGUUUUCGGGAAAGUCGAAGGUCGAGGCACAGAAGAGUAAAGAGAACAAAGAGAACACAGCUAAGCUUGAGGCAAGUUUGUGUGACAAAGCUGCUGAAGAAGGUGAUGAUGAUGAUGAGAGUAGCUGCAAGAGAGUCAGACUUGAGGAUGAUGACAAGAUGAAACAGAAAGAAAGAAGUACUCCGGUACUAACAUCAAGUCCUGCUAAAGCUCUCCCUGAAAGGUGCGGUGAAUGUCUGAGGUAUUUGGACGAUCCUGACCUCAAGUUGUUUCCAGGAGAUUCUGACAACGCUGUUGAGGAAUUCAUAGCUCUGACAGACUCCAAGCUGUCAUUGUUUACUGGCAACGAAGAUUUCGAAAAUAUAACUGAAGAUCGACCUCAGCAUAAAAUCACAAAUUUCAGUGUUUAUGACAAGAAGACACAUUUAUGUGCUUUCGACACCGGCCUCAUUGAACGCAACAAGUACUUGUUCUUUAGUGGGGUAAUCAAGCCGAUUUUUGAAGAGGAUCCAAGCCCUGAAGGUGGAGUGCCUUGUCGCAACAUGGGCCCCAUCAAUGAGUGGUUUGUCUCUGGCUUUGAUGGGGGAGAAAAUGCCUUGAUUGGGUUUUCAACAGGUUACGCUGAGUACAUUCUGAUGCAGCCUAGUGAGGCUUACAGCCCUUUCAUCGAGCAGAUGAAGGUCAAAGUUCACAUGUCCAAAAUUGUUAUUGAGUUUCUGUUGAAUAACCAGGACGCUGCCUAUGAAGAUUUGCUGAAUAAACUCCAGAUCACUGUUCCCCCGGCCGGACUGACAAGUGUAUCAGAAGACACAUUGCUCCGUUAUGCUCAGUUUGUUGUGGAUCAAGUUCAGAGUUUUGAUGAUGCAGCAGAUGAAGAUGACUUUCUCCUCAUCACCACUCCGUGUAUGAGGGCGCUGAUUAAAUUGGCCGGAGUUACUUUGGGUAAAAGGAGACAGCUGAGAAAAGAUGUAGCACGGAUGAAAGCCAAGAAAGAAAAACCAAAGGACACCAAAGCCACAGUUACUCCACUUGUUAGAACAAUCUUUGACUCCAUUUUCCAAGGUCAAAUUGAUGAAGAAUUGGCAAAGAACAAGCGAAAGCGUUGUGGUAUCUGUGAGGUUUGCCAGCAGCCUGACUGUGGCACGUGUGCUGCCUGCCGUGACAUGACCAAAUUUGGUGGCACUGGGCGAGCCAAACAGGCAUGUAAGGAAAGAAGGUGCCCUAACAUGGCUAUUAAGACAGCAGAAGAAGACGAUGUUGAAGAAGAAGCGGAGAUCAACAAAGAAGACCAGGAGAGCAAGAAUCUGGUGGCUGUGGCCAAACAUAAAGCUGCCAGAAAUGCCAAGACCGAAGUAGUUUGGCUUGAUUCACCAGUGAAGGAGGACAGCAAACGAAAGUAUUAUGCCAGGGCCAGAGUUAACAACUUUGAGAUUAGCCAGGCUGACUUUGUCUCCAUCUCACCAGCUGACCCGACCCAGCCAUUCUACAUUGCCCAGAUUCAGUACUUGUUUGAGGAAGGCGGCAACAAGCAGGCCCACGUACACUGGUUCUACAGGGGCUGUGAGACCGUUCUGGGCGAGGCUUCUGACCCAUUAGAGCUGUUUAUUGGAGACCAGUGUGACGACAACGAGCUGGUGGCUAUUCAUAGUAAAGUACAGGUCAUACAUAAAGUUAUUCCUGAGGACUGGAGCAUGAAAGGUGGUAUCGACAACCCAGACGAAGACAACGUUAUCCAGGAGGAUGAUGGGAAGACAUUUUUUUAUCAGAAAUUUUACGACCCAGCAUUUGGCCGUUUUGAGGAUCCCCCUGAUCUGGAUACUGCACUGGGCCGUGAAAAGGUGGCCUUUUGCGUCUGCUGCGAGAGGUUAAAUAAAAAGAACAUGGAGGAGGGACCAACUCUACGAGAUGCGAUUGAGGUGGACAGUGGCUCAUCUAGUUACCUGUACUACAACAGCGUGAGAAAGAAUGGCCACGAGUACUCUAUAGGUGAUUGCUGCUAUAUUGAUCCAGCAGCUUACGGGUUUAAGAUUGUUCAUGAGAAAGUGCAGACUGUUCGCAAAUCCGGGUCCAAGGUGGAUGAGGAUGUUUAUUCUGAGGCAUACAGAAAGUCAGAGUAUGUUAAAGGCUCCAACGACAAGUGCCCGGAACCGUUCCGUGUGGCUCGUAUUGUGCAGAUAUAUGCCAAAAAAUGUUCAGGGAAGCAGCCACAGCCAGAUCCUUCAGAGAUUAAGCUGAAAGUGACCAAGUUUUACAGAGUUGAGAACACGCAUAAGGGUCCACAGUCGGUCUACCACACAGAUCUCAAUGCACUUUUCUGGAGUGAUGAGGAGGCAGUGUUAGAUUGUUCAUAUGUCUGCGGUAAAUGCACGGUUGUUUAUCGUGAGAACUUGGUGGAAGAUGUCGACAGUUACUUCCUUGGAGGUCUUGAUCGCUUCUACUUUGCUGAGUCUUACAGCGCUGUUACCAGGCAGUUUGAGGAUCCCCCAGCGAAGGCUCGGCUCAUGGGCAGUAAAGGAAAGGGUAAAGGAAAAGGCAAGGGGAAGGGCAAGUCAAGUAACAAGGUUGAAGCGGAGUCCGAGGACAGUGUGGUGAAAAAUGUGGAGGUCCAUCGGCUGCGCACACUGGAUGUUUUUGCUGGGUGCGGAGGGCUAUCUGAAGGGUUUCACCAAGCCGGCAUGGCUGAGAGCUGCUGGGCCAUUGAGAAAGAGGAACCGGCUGCUCAAGCGUUUCGCUUGAAUAACCCCAAGUGUAUUGUCUUUACCGAUGACUGCAACCUAUUGCUGCAAAGGGUGAUGCAAGGAGACACCAAAGAUGAACUUGGACAGAAGUUACCACAGAAAGGUGAUGUUGAAUUAUUGUGUGGAGGCCCACCAUGUCAGGGAUUUAGUGGUAUGAACCGCUUCAACUCACGAGAAUAUUCUCAGUUCAAGAACUCGCUCAUCGCCUCGUACCUCAGCUACUGUGACUACUACAGGCCUCGCUUCUUUGUCCUGGAGAAUGUGCGCAACUUUGUCUCCUUCAAACGCAGCAUGGUACUGAAGCUGGCACUGCGCAGCUUGUUGCGAAUGGGAUACCAGUGUACAUUUGGUGUAUUACAGGCUGGAAGUUACGGUGUUGCACAAACCAGGAGGAGAGCUAUCAUCCUAGCUGCUGCGCCAGGAGAGAAGUUGCCAUACUAUCCAGAACCCAUGCAUGCCUUUGCCCCACAGGCCAUGCAACUGUCGGUGAUGGUUGAUGAUAAAAAGUUUGUCUCCAACAUUACGUACACAGCGUCUGCUCCAUAUCGAACGAUCACAGUCAGAGAUUCCAUGUCAGACCUGCCCGAAAUCAGAAACGGGGCCAAAGCUGAAGAAAUUUCUUAUAAAGGUGACGCCCAGACCCACUUCCAGCGGUUGAUCCGCGGCAGCCAUCAGCAGACCGUUCUGAGAGAUCACAUCUGUAAAGAGAUGAGCGCCCUGGUGGCUGCUCGAAUGAUGCACAUCCCUCUAACGCCAGGAUCAGACUGGCGGGACCUGCCUAACUUGGAACUCCGGCUCUCUGAUGGAACCAAGACAAAGAAGCUACUUUAUCCAUAUCCGGAUAAGAGAAAUGGGAAGGGGUCAAACGGACAGAGACGAGGUGUCUGCAGCUGUGCAACUGGCCGACAGUGUGAUCCGAUGGACCGACAGUUCAAUACCCUCAUCCCCUGGUGCCUGCCGCACACUGGCAACAGACACAACCACUGGGCCGGCCUGUACGGACGCGUGGAGUGGGACGGCUUUUUCAGCACCACAGUCACCAACCCUGAACCCAUGGGCAAACAGGGCAGAGUUCUUCAUCCUGAGCAGCAUCGGGUGGUCAGUGUCAGGGAGUGUGCACGCUCCCAGGGCUUCCCAGAUUCCUACAGGUUCUUUGGAAACAUCCUAGACAAGCAUCGCCAGAUUGGCAAUGCUGUACCUCCUCCAAUGGGCAGAGCAAUUGGUUUGGAGAUCAAGAAAUGUUUAGUUUGGAAGCAGAAAGAGAACGACUUACACGAGAAGACCCAGAAUGAUGACAAUAUGAAUGUUGUACAGAGCGAGGAAGGCUCAAAGUCAGCAGACGUGAAGGACAAGAAGACAGUAGCCAAUAAUGACAGACAACAGAAGAAGACAGUUUUAAAAUAUGACGAAACACAGGCUGGAGGUUCGAGCUCCCAGUGA
Candidula unifasciata is the source of this 5013-nucleotide messenger RNA. The record is from the annotation of a GenBank genome assembly. Lineage: Eukaryota; Metazoa; Mollusca; Gastropoda; Stylommatophora; Geomitridae.